Molecule: messenger RNA, 1180 nt
Organism: Clunio marinus
Lineage: Eukaryota; Metazoa; Arthropoda; Insecta; Diptera; Chironomidae
Source: the annotation of a GenBank genome assembly
AUGAAAAUCUUCAAAAAUUUCAUUGUAAGCAUUUACAUCAUUUCCUUAUCAAGAAAAGAUAGCCAUAGUGGAUUUGGAGCUAAAUCUUUGUUGGGAGGAUUGCUUGGAGUUAGUGCUGGUGGUGGAGCAAUUGCUCGAAAGUACAAUUACAAAAGCAAUGUUUACAAUGAUGACGAACCUAACGACGGAAGAUUUCCAGAAAUUUCUGAGCAAAUUCUAGAAUCUGGAGAAAUCUUUGCAGAAGUUGGUGGAUUUCUUGGUCUUGGUGAUAAUCAAGUACUAUUAGGAUAUGCUGGAAGUGAAGGACUUCUGAAGGACAAUGAGGUUAUACUGAAUGGAGUAGUUUUAGCAACAGUUUUAAAUGAGCAAGUAUUUGAUACAAUUCUUGCACCACGGUUUCAAGAAGUGUCAAAUUUUGAAACUAGAAUGAAUAUUGAUGAGCAACAAUUCAGCCAAUUUCUUAAAUCAAUUUUGAUAUGUUCCGGAAAUGGAGCUAAUAUAAAUGAGAAGGACAUCAUUAAAUUUAUCAACUCUAUGUUUGAAAGCACAUCAAAUUCUAGAACUGCAGCAAAUGUUAAUGCAAACUUAGCAAACUCUGAAACUGGAGCAAAUAUAAAUGAGCAGGCGAUUAUUCAAUUUUUUAACUCUCUUUACGGAAGCACAUCAAAUUCUGGAACUGCAGCAAAUGUUAAUGCAAACUUAGCAUACUCUGGUACUGGAGCCAAUGUAAAUAAGAAACAGAUUAAUCAAUCUUUUAAUUCUAAUUCUGGAAGUACAAUAAAUUCUGGGUCUGGAGUAAAUUUUAAUGGAAAUGUAAACAGUGGCGUGGCUUAUGACGUACUAAUUAUGGAUUUCGUGACAAGGUUGCCAGCUCCCUUACGUCGAAAACUUUUAAAUUCUGUUUCUUUGCUUGAAGCAGUUUCUACUGACUCCAAACCUUCACUUGCGGAAUUGUCAUCAUCAUCUGGAAAAAUUUUAUAUGGGGAAGCUGGGGUUGACAUCAAUGAUGGAUGGAAUUCCAAAAGAAACGCUGGAAUUUCUGGAUUAUCAAAUUUUGUACAAGUUUUCAAAAGAUUAAAACCUAAACAAUGUACGACAAGCAACAACAAUAAGAAUCCUUUAGCUACACCCCUUGAGAAUGUUUCAAAAUAAUUGAUUCCAUCUUUGAAUGAUUUAUCCC